CUGAGGAUGAUCCCAUGGACGGCCCAAAGGACAAAGAAAUGGGUCCUGGAGCAGAUCAAGCCAGAAACCUCCCUGGAAGCCAAGAUGGCCCAACUGAGGCUGUACUACUUCGGACCCAUCAUCAUGAGAAGGAAGGACUCAUUGGGAAAGACCAUAAAUGCUGGGAAAGGUCCUAGAGACCCCCAAAAGGGCCACCCAUCCGGACCCCAUUCUGCCAUGCAGGAACUCUCCAUCAUUCAAAGCCUGGAGGGAAGUGGCGGGAAGAGAGGAAGCCAUGACGCCAGGCGGAGGUCACGGGUCUCAUGGGGUUGAAAUCCUGACAGGCGAAGGCCCUGCUUCUGAGGGGAAACCAAGCAAGCCUCUGGAGCCUCUAGUGAUCCUGAGGCGGCCUCCCUCCCUCCCUCCCUCCUUCCUCCAGAGGGCUAUUCUUAGCGGCGCUUAGGCCGCUUAAUGCCCCAACGGCCGCCUCAGAGGGCGCCCUGGCCGCCAUUUCCUUCCUUCGGCCCCGAUGGCGGCGUCGUCGAGGGAGCCUCUCCUGAGGUAAACACGAAGCAGCGGAGGAGAACGAAGAAGGAAGGCUUCCUCUUGCCCCGUUCCUCAGCCCCUCCGCCUGCCCUCUGGAGAAGCCUCCCUCCCUGCUUGACUGAAGGCGAGGGUCUUGGCCCCCGGAGGAGGAGGAGGGCGAUGGUGGACGUCUUCUCGGGGCGCCUGCUGCUGGACCGCCGCGGGGCCGCCGUGGAGGCCGAGCAGGCGCUGGAGAACAAGGUGGUGGGCCUCUACUUCUCGGCCGCCUGGUGCUCCCUCUGCCGGGAGUUCACCCCGCUGCUGGCCGACUUCUACGCCGAGCUGGUCGGCGUCAGGGAGGCGCCCUUCCAGGUGGUCUUCGUCUCCUCCGACCGCAGCCCCGAGGAGAUGGCCGCCUCCCUCAGGGACUCCCACGGGGACUGGCUGGCCCUCCCCUUCCACGACCCCCUCAGGCAUGAGUUGAAAAAGAAAUACAACAUCACAGCCAUUCCUAAACUUGUGAUUGUUAAACAAACUGGCGAAGUCAUUACUGAUAAAGGAAGAAAACAGAUACGAGAGAGAGGGCUCAAUUGCUUCCGAAACUGGCUUGAAGCGGCUGAUGUCUUCCAGAAUUUCUGUAGCUGAGAUUUGCAGAAAUGGUAGCUUUGCUAUAUUUUUCCUACAUUCAGAGUUUCUCUUGUCAUAACUAGCACUAACGGAGGUAAUGGCAUUAUCCUUGUUUUAGGGUUGUUUUGCUUUUAUUACAAAUUGGUUUGGGCUGGAAUACUGUAGUUCAACGUAGGUUUCCCUGAUGAACUUGCUUUUUUGUACUGUAUUAUUGUUAUUUAUUUAUUUUUAUUACAUAGAAGAUAACCAAAGUCGUUCUCAUAUUACUGAACAAUUUGAUAAAGGUCAGCUUUGCCUACUAGAGCCAUUUUGCACAUUGGAGGGGGGGAGUGCUCUCUCAAAUCUAUGCAAGCAUUUCUUUUUUCCAAAGGCAAAAAAACAUAACAAGGAAACCUUUAUAUUUCUUGACAAGACCUUUUUGAAGUUUUAAUCUAUAAUUUAUAUUACUUAAAUAGGAGAAAAUACAGUACUUGUUUUUAUUAAACCUCUUUGUAGCUUACCUGCCUGUUCCUCGUUUCUUUCAUGAUACUGUGAACUGAAAACAAAAAUGAGUGCCUCAUUACUGAAUUCUUCUCUGGUUUUGCCAAGAUCCAGGAUUUUUUCCACUGACUUUCUUGUUUACAACAGAAUCAACAGUUCCCCCCCCCUGUGCAGCUCCUCACACACACAAAAACAACAACUCCAAAACCCUAGCCCCAAAAGACUGUGGUGUAAGUGCCCCAGGGGUGUGCCAUGGAGAACAAACUCCAUACUUUACUGGAGUCAGAUGCAGAUGUACACCUUGGGAUUUUGGCCUUGUGCUUAUAAUUCUGGCU
Sceloporus undulatus (fence lizard) is the source of this 1946-nucleotide messenger RNA. RefSeq names its product nucleoredoxin like 2 (gene NXNL2). The record is from RefSeq and is a predicted model, not a curated record. Gene Ontology annotation, biological process: sensory perception; photoreceptor cell maintenance. The transcript has 2 exons. Bases 451 to 1149 code for a protein of 232 amino acids. NCBI's taxonomy places the organism in Eukaryota, Metazoa, Chordata, Lepidosauria, Squamata, Phrynosomatidae.